This is a messenger RNA of Neoarius graeffei (lesser salmon catfish), 456 nucleotides long. Its product is annotated as protein GVQW3-like. The record is from RefSeq and is a predicted model, not a curated record. The annotation marks the transcript as partial. The transcript has a single exon. Lineage: Eukaryota; Metazoa; Chordata; Actinopteri; Siluriformes; Ariidae.
ACCAACCUGAAGUUUCUGGUUCGGCUGGGGAAAACUCCGUCAGAAGCACUCAGACUACUGCAGCAAGUGUACGGAGAUGAGACGAUGUCGCGCUCGUGGGUUUUCGAGUGGCACAAGAGGUUCAAAGAGGGACCCGAGGACGUGGAAGACGACCCCAGGAGCAGAAGGCCUUCAACAAGUGGGACUGAGGCCAACAUUGAGCGUGUGAGGCAGGUGGUGCAUGGCGAUCGUCAGCUGACUGUUCGACUGAUUGCAAUUGAGCUGGGCAUGAACCGUGACAGCAUCUGGAAGAUUAUCACCGAAGAUUUGGGCAUGUGGAAGAUCUGCGCGAAGAUGGUGCUGAAGCUGCUGAACGAUGACCAGAAGGAGCGGUGCAUGCAGGUAUGUCAGGACAUCCUCGAGCGUCUUAAAACCGAACCAGACUUGCUUGGGAGAGUCAUCACCAGUGAUGAGUAA